This is a messenger RNA of Telopea speciosissima, 750 nucleotides long. RefSeq lists its product as uncharacterized. The record is from RefSeq and is a predicted model, not a curated record. NCBI's taxonomy places the organism in Eukaryota, Viridiplantae, Streptophyta, Magnoliopsida, Proteales, Proteaceae. The coding region runs from base 45 to 626 and encodes 193 amino acids. The transcript has 3 exons.
GCUCAAUCAAAUAGAUCUCUGCGUUAUUGAGUUACCAAAUCGCCAUGGACAUGGAGAAGGAGGAGGAGACGGAGGACGUACAACUGCGGGUGAACGCUAAGUAUGACGCGGAGCUCCUCCAUGGGGCAAUCCAAGAUCUCAUUGAGGAGAAGAGAGCGGGGAGAAACAAUGCCUCCGAUGAUUGCUUCGUCGACGACGACGAACAGGUGCUGCUUUCCAGAUUAAUUUCGCAGUUGGAGACAUUAAAGGGAGAUGUAACCAUCGAGUCAUCAAAACCAGCCUCAGAAAUGGAUGUGCUUUCUGCAGUUAGCGAAGAGGAUUCAAAAGAUGAGAAUGUAGGCGGGCCAAAAGAUGGAAGCACAGAAAUGGUACAAGAAGCAAUCCUUAAAGAGCUUCGGAAGGUGAAGAGACAGAACAGUAUCACUCAUUGGCUCCUUUCGAUCAUGAUAUUUGUCACUGUUGCAUGGCAGCUCUCUGAGGUCUCACUCAUAAUGAAUGUGAAGAACAAAAUGAGACACCCUUUUGGAACUGUUGGAAAUGCAAUCAAGGGGAUGCUAGGGGGUCGAGGGAAAGAUGAGAAUGAUGAGCCAACAAAUAAGGAUCAGACUUUCCAGCCUUGGGUUUAAACGAUGACAGUGACUAGACCUCUUCUCUUAGUGUUCAGAUCGAGAGCUCAGUGAGGCUAUUCUUUUCUGAGGGAAGGUAGAGGAGCUGAUAUGCCCUUCAAUUGGUAACAGAUGAAGGUAAGAG